This is a messenger RNA of Paramecium tetraurelia, 1215 nucleotides long. RefSeq lists its product as uncharacterized. The transcript is spliced from 5 exons. Lineage: Eukaryota; Ciliophora; Oligohymenophorea; Peniculida; Parameciidae. The record is from RefSeq and is a predicted model, not a curated record.
AUGUAAAAGAGAUAGUCUCAUACCAAGAUUCCAUCAGAAGUCGUUCCAGCAAAUAACUAUUACAUUAUGCCAAAAUCUCUUCGAUCAUCAUUAACUUCAGCAGAAAAUUUGGAAGUCAAAAAGGUUGCAUCCACUAAAAACUUCGAUUAAUUUGAACCACUCUACAGUCCUGAAAAGCUUCUGAAUACACAUUAAUAAAACAAUGCUUAUUAAUCCAAUAUAGAUUUACAACAAGCAUUACACUUCUCAGAACAGAAUAACCAAUAUUUAUCCCGUUAUCAUUAAUAGUUACAAUAGAAUAAUGUGGAUCUCUAAAGUCUAUAUAAUAAAUCAGAAAUGGAAAAUAAAAAAUUAUUAAGUGAAUUAAAACUAUUGUAAAAUAGAAUUUCACUCAAAGAUAACGAAUUAAAGCAAGCUUAGGAGAAUGGAGUGGAAUAUCUAAAAGAGAUAGCAUAAUUAAAAAUUUAGAUAUAAAAACUUAAUUCUACAUUGACUAAAUUGAUUGAGGAAAAUGAACAAAUCAAAGAGUAAUUAAAUGUAACAGGAACCUAGACUUUAUAAUUUGAAAAAGGACUAUCCAGCAGAAGGGAUCUUAAUCAAUAAAAUGAGUUUAAUUUAAGUGGGUCAAGGCAAUCAUAAAAUUCUCGAUAAUAACACUCUUAAAGUGUUUCAAAUUUAUAAAUUAAUGCUAUGAUUGCUCAUGAUAAUAUUUCGAACUAUUAAAAUUAAAUACUGCAAUACUAAAAAGAAUUAGCAGAAAAAAAUCAAUUGAUAACCAGUUUGCAACAGUAAGUAAAAAACUUAACUGAGUUCUAACGAUAGUUAAUGGCAAAAUCAACGAGAAAAUAACACAAUAAAGGAACAAAAAACUAAAUUCAAUCAAGCCCUCAAUAAACUCCCAUUCAAAGAUUACGAAUUAAUAAUGAUAGUUAAAUAAUGAGUCAUAAGAAUCUUUUAAACUUAAUUGAUGACUAAUAAAAACCUGAUUUUCAACUACAUAGAUCAAGAUAAUCAGAUGAAUUCGAUGUUGGGCCAAGUGUUAAAUCAUCUAUAACGAACCUAAAGAAUAAACAAGAAUUAUAAUAGAUUUAUAAGAAAAUUAAUUAAUCUACCAUAUACACUUCAGGUCUAUAUUCAAGUUUGUUAGAUUAUUAAUAUCUAUCAAGUAAUAAAUUAUUGAAUUCUUCAUGUACUAAAGACACAUUAUAACAUUGA